CCCUUUAUAAAAGGGAAGAAGCAAUGAGAGCAAGCGCAAGUAAGCAUAGCGGGCCAUGGAUAAUCGGGCUUACGAUGUAUGUUGGGCUUUGCUCUUCGAAGAAAUCCUAAUACAAAUAUUCUCCAAACUAGACUUUGAAUCGCUGAUAUCGGUUGCUAGUGUGUGCCAUUCGUGGCGUAGUGUGGCCCAUUAUCCAGAGUGCUGGGAUUGUAUCCAAUUGUAUCAUCAGGAAAGAUUCGUAGAUAACUGCAUCAAAGAAACGGAAGAAACCGAAAAACCCGAGUAUCAAGAUAGGCUGUUCAAGGAGUCUGAAUACAUGAUAAGGCAUGUUGGAGGCGGAGUCAAGUCCAUUUGUGUCCACCCGAUUGCUGACGACACUAUGGUCCAGAUGAUCGCUGACAGAUGCCCAUCAAUUGAGUCAAUCUCCCUUCGAGAUUGUGGUCGAAUCUCACCAGCCGCUCUUCUCAAUCUGAUCCGCACUUGCAAGCACCUGAAGUUCAUCGACGUUAAGUUCUGCUCUGCUGCAUCCGCAUCAGUGAUACAAGAAAUGGGUCAAUCUUGUCCAAGCCUAGUAGGCCUCAAUUUGGGCCAUCUAAGAGUAACGGAAGAAAUGUCAACAGGAAUCAGAAAAUUCAUGCCGAAACUCAAGUGGCUCAACCUCAACAGUGCCACUAUAUAUCGUGAUGUUCUUUUUAGCAUCCUAGACUCUAGUACUGAGCUAGAAUACGUUAGCAUCCGAUGCUGCCAUCCUCGACUGAUCAUGGAUGAUGAGCUCAUAAACAAGGCCAGAAGAAUUGAAGAGUUCAAGUACACCCGUGAAAUAUAUGUCGGACUUCGAUUCCCAUCCAUAAGGAUCCCUGCAUGCAUACGAAGAUCCCAUCAACCUGAUCCUCGUAGAAGACUUCCACAGUCAUGAGCUUUGGUAUCUUUAGGUAUGUAUUGCAUGUUAUUCAGAGUUCAAGUACUUACAAUAGCUACUGCCAAGAUUGUGUCUCUAUCAAAUACUGAGAGGGUGUGUUUGAUGCGACUUACAAAUGAGUUCUUCUAAUUUUACUUAAUCGUAAUUAUGUAGUAGAGAUCAUUUUAUUUUUUAUGGGGAUUAAAAUAUGACCAAAAAUUUAUAUAAACUACCAUCUCUAGUAUGUAAUUGAUAUUAAUCAAGAGGAAUAAUUUUUACAACAAAUGUAAACACAAUUCCAUUAUAUAAUGGGGCCCACCAUUAUGUAUAAAUGACA
Messenger RNA from Magnolia sinica, 1235 nucleotides. RefSeq names its product F-box protein SKIP1-like. The coding region runs from base 56 to 916 and encodes 286 amino acids. The transcript has 2 exons. Gene Ontology annotation, molecular function: protein binding. The record is from RefSeq and is a predicted model, not a curated record. Lineage: Eukaryota; Viridiplantae; Streptophyta; Magnoliopsida; Magnoliales; Magnoliaceae.